This is a messenger RNA of Patiria miniata (bat star), 1677 nucleotides long. RefSeq names its product NXPE family member 1-like. The transcript has 5 exons. The coding region runs from base 1 to 1677 and encodes 558 amino acids. The record is from RefSeq and is a predicted model, not a curated record. NCBI's taxonomy places the organism in Eukaryota, Metazoa, Echinodermata, Asteroidea, Valvatida, Asterinidae.
AUGAGGCGUUUUCGGAUCAGUCUCCCCCGACUGGUUCUCAUAGCCCUUCCGGUGAUCAUGUGCGUCGUCGUCAUACUAGGCUACGCGGCCCUGUCAGCAAAAUUUAGAACAACGGUUCGAGACACGACCGAGCACAUCCAAACGGUUAACUUGAAACACGACGUCCGCGUCGUCACUCCAGCAGCGUGGCCUCGUUUCAACGCCAUCCCCACCGCCCGGAACACCAAAUACAUCGCCCAUGAGGUGCCCGGGCCAGUAGAGAAAGGUUUGCCUGGCAGAUGGCAACACCGGCGGGGCAACCUGGGCAUGACUAGCUCCAAGACGUCGACCAUCUCGCUGACAAGCCCAGCAAACGUCACGGAAGGGGAGAUGUUUCGAGUAAUGAUUGAGGCCCGUGACACGUCCAAUCGAUCGCGGACUAUGGGCGGGGAUUUCUGGUACGCAACCCUCGCCACCAAAGGGGGAGGCAGCACGUCGGGCCGAGUGCUGGACCACGCCAACGGCUCGUACAGUGUCUAUUUCUUCGCUGGCUGGUCCGGUAAGGCUAGCAUACAAAUCACCAUGGUACACCCUAGCGAGGCCGUGGAUUAUCUGGUGCAGACGGUUUGGCACGCCUACGACCGUAUCAACUGGCUUGGUAGGUUCGAGGACGGUGUGAAUAAGUCCACCACACCCUGUGUGCUCAGACGAGGAGGACCUUGGACAGGUAAAUGUGAGCUUUCACACCCGUACGCGCUGGGGAAAACGGUGCUCCUCUGCGACGAACCUGCGCAUGGACUGAAAUGCGACUCGCUCGUAGCAGUCUACAAUAACAACACAUGGAUCCGCGAGAGGGCGCGGGAGCUGACCAAGGGAAGGGAACAGUUAUUUCAAGGGAAGGCAAAAGACUCAAGAAAAGACCUGCUGCUGAAACAAUUACCCGAGUGCGAACCGGACCAGCCUAAACCUCUCAGCGCAGGCUACUGGCGGGACUCUCGAACAUGGGUAUCCUUAGCCUGCCGAACCAAAGAGUGGAAGGUGCCCAGGGACAUCGGCAGGUGUCUGGUGAAUAAGAUGGUGUACCUUCUAGGCGACUCCACGUCUCGUCAGUGGUAUGAGCUCCUCUCGGGGAUGCUGGGGGUUCCCUUCGUCAGGAAGGACCUCCUGGAGCAGAACAACAUCUACCGACACUUUGAUGAAUUCAACCUGACCACAAUUUUUAAAUUUCAUCCGUUGUGCUUGACAAGAAACCCCAGACCCACACCCUUCAACCUCUUCAGUUUCGAGGUGGAUGUCCUGGACGCCUUGAAGGACAGGAGUUGCAACUACGUCAUCUUGAUUAGUCCUUGGGCGCACUACCCCCAGUGGACUAAAGACAUGUUUCUGGAACGAGUUUCUCUGCUUCGGGAGGCUCUUUUAAGAUUCCGGGCCAGAUGCCCCGAUGCUCCAGUCGUUGUCAAGGGCUCACAUCCUAGAGAUCAGCCGGGCUUAGAAGGCCGAAUAUUCUACAAUAACUUUAUGCUGUAUCAAUUGGGCAAAAUCUUACGAGAAACUUUUCAAGGAACGGCAGCGUGGUUUUUAGACAUCUGGGACUUGAACAUGGCUUACCCAGCCUCAAAGAUGGUGCACAUGCCAGACGAUGUGGUCAAACAGGAACUGAGUAUGUUUUUGUCCUACGUUUGUCGUAAACGUCAGUAG